AUGGCGUCGCUCUUCGAUGUGGUGACGUCCACCACCAUCAACGGGAAUUGCGCCCAGUACACGUCGAAAUUGGACCAGCUGGUCACGGAUGCGCUGAAGCUGGCGAAGGCGGGCGUCCAGGCAUGCGACGACUACCAGAAGGCGGACCCGGUGGCGGAGCGGCUCCUGGACGCGUUCUUCCAGAAACCCACGACAGCCGAUGUGCAGUCGGCCAAGAGUUGGUACGAGUACCUGGAGUAUUGGCUGGAGAACGGGGGGCCAUUGACCGGCCGCACGCAGAAGCCGCUGCUGUUCUGCGAAGACCACUCGCAGCGGGUGACGAUGAGCACGCCGAUGCGCGACGCCCAGGGCCAAAUAAAUCCCAACCCCAACGGCAAGGGCAGCUACCUGAUCAAAGAUGACCCGAAGAUGGUAGCAUGGCAGAAGAGCAUUGCGACGAGCCUGCAGGUGGCGGUGAGCGAUGUGUAUCCGUACUGGGACAAGACGCAGCUGCUGUACUGGAUGGACGAGGCCAAGGGGACGGCCCUGCAGUACCAGUGCGCCCAGAACAGCCUGGGCUACACCAACUCCCAGGCCUCGGAGCGCGGCGCGGUCACGCUGUGCCCCUCCUCGUUCGCCCCCGGCACCCUGGGCUCCGUGGCCCCCGUGCCCGUCACGCUGGCCAGCUACAAGGCCAACAACAACUACCCGCCCACUCCCAACCAGCCCAUCAACGACAUCAUGCCCGCCGCCGCCACCUUCUUCCACGAAUUGCUGCACCUCUUCACCGACAUGGGCUUCGUCCCCAGCGUCGGCGAGGAGUACAAUGCCUGGGCCAUCAUGGGUACCAUGGCCCGCGCCAACAACCAGCCCCUGUUUACAGGCUCCGACUCCAUAAGCAACGCCGAGAGCUACACCUUUGUCGCCGGCGCCGCCUGGUAUGCCCAGAACAUGCCCUACAACGGCCAGGUGGUGGAGUACUACACGGGGUGGGCGACAGUGCCGUGAUUGACUACGUCUGACUGACUUGCUACUUACUUUGUACUAUCUGUCAAUAUCUAUGUAUUU
Molecule: messenger RNA, 1047 nt
Organism: Aspergillus heteromorphus CBS 117.55
Lineage: Eukaryota; Fungi; Ascomycota; Eurotiomycetes; Eurotiales; Aspergillaceae
Exons: 1
Coding region: 1-987 (328 amino acids)
Molecular function (GO): metallopeptidase activity
Source: RefSeq, a predicted model, not a curated record